GCUCGGUCUUUCGCGGCGGCUCCUCCCACCAUCCCGCAACAAGGCGCCGAAAGUGCAGGAAGGUGCCCGGGGCGGAGAAAGGUGCCGAGCACGUUCGCGCGUUGCUCGACGGCUAGGCAUGGCGGGCUACUCCCGGGACAGCCGCUUUCGGUCCAGCCGCGCCACCACGCGGGGCUACGGCCGGGAUUCCGUCGAGUACGUUCCGGUGGGGCUGCCCCCGCGCAGCCUCCUUGACCAACUGGUAGUCGACAUGCAGAACCACCUGGAGGAGAUGGAGAAGAUGCGCGUCGUGCUGGUGGACGCCUACCCGUGCCUCUCCUCGUGGGGGAGCGGCGGCGGCCGAAAGACCCGCGGCUGGAAACUCGACGGGAAAGAGGACGACGACGAUGACGGUACCAGCAACUAUCGGUUCUGCCUGGACGUGGCCGGCUUCGCCCCGGAGGAGCUGGGGGUGAAGGUAGAAGGGAGGAAGCUGACGGUGAGCGCGAAGCACGACAAGAAAACGGAGGGGGCGGACGGUUGCGUCUCCCACGAGUACCGCGAGGUGCGCAAGGAGAUCCUCCUGCCGGGCGACGCCAACCUCGAAGCGCUGGUGUGCAAUUUUUCCCCCGAAGUGGGGCGCCUUCGCAUCGAGGCCCCGCGCCUGGCUCUUCAGUCCACCGAGGAGAGGACCAUCCCCAUCACCAUCUGCCGGGAGCCCGACUCGGUUGGUCCCAGCCUCCCGCCAGGGAAGGAGACGACCCCCGCUACCACCCCCGAGAAGAGAGCUGCCGUCUGAGAGGGAGCUGGCCGGCUAGCCCGGCUGAAGCUUCUUGCUACCCUACUCGCCAGGGAUGUUGUGAAUAUGUUUUGCGCCUCUUGGCGGAGCGCUGAGGCUGGUUGCUGUAAGACCACUUUUUGUCCAUUUUCAGCGCAGUUAAAAGAUAAAGGGACCUACGCGAAAAAGUGCAAAGAUUCUCUGGCGUGCCUUCUGACGCCGUUGCUGUUGACGUUUAAUAAUAAAAGUUGAAAACCAUUUUUGUUCUUGCUGACGUUUGUCUUUAAAAAGUGAAUGUAAAAGUUUGUUGGCUCAUUUCAAUAAAGGAACCUUUUUGUA
Molecule: messenger RNA, 1096 nt
Organism: Rhineura floridana
Lineage: Eukaryota; Metazoa; Chordata; Lepidosauria; Squamata; Rhineuridae
Product: heat shock protein 30C-like
Exons: 1
Coding region: 119-778 (219 amino acids)
Biological process (GO): response to heat; protein refolding
Molecular function (GO): protein folding chaperone
Source: RefSeq, a predicted model, not a curated record